Labrus bergylta (ballan wrasse) is the source of this 4995-nucleotide messenger RNA. It is a transcript of the gene hoxc1a, whose product is annotated as homeobox C1a. Gene Ontology annotation, cellular component: nucleus. Gene Ontology annotation, molecular function: DNA-binding transcription factor activity, RNA polymerase II-specific; RNA polymerase II cis-regulatory region sequence-specific DNA binding. The record is from RefSeq and is a predicted model, not a curated record. Gene Ontology annotation, biological process: regulation of transcription by RNA polymerase II. NCBI's taxonomy places the organism in Eukaryota, Metazoa, Chordata, Actinopteri, Labriformes, Labridae.
CUCGUGCAGCCGCCUGACCACGCGUUACUGGAUGCACGAGAGGCCAUGGAGCGGGACCCCGUCCAAUGAUUAUGCAGGAGGGGAGAGGUUAUAAUGACUUCCUAUCAAAAGUUAACGGUCGAAGGGGAGAGUAUGAGCCCCCUGCUCACGGGCUGCUGCCAAGCCAAAGAGGUCAUAAACCUGGACCCCGAUUGCAGGACUUAUUCUGAACUCUGCGGCCGUGACGAGGAGGGGGAAGUUGCCUCUGGAUUUAACUCUCCGCAGCCUCGGUACUUAACUCUCUCGAACAGUUUGACUCUGUGCUCCUCUUUGGACAGCCCUCCUCCUCUUUCACUCCACUGUGAGACUCUCGAGGGCUUCUCGGCACCGGCCUGCCCCCACUCGCCCCGUGUCCCCUGGCGGCGCAGGGCGCAGGGGCAGGGCUCUCCAGGACGCGGAUACUGCGCAUCAAACAACGACGAGACGGCACAAAGCGGGUUUGGAUCACCCGCAGAGCAAAUUCAAACCUGCUCCUAUAAUGACACAGGGUUUCACGUCGACGUGGGGAGUUCUGUUACUUUGGACUGUAACGCUGCUUUGGAUGUAAACAGAAAAACUUUUGAGUGGAUGAGAGUGAAGAGGAGUCAGCACCGGGCGGCCAGGAUGCACAUGACCUGUGGGCUCAGUAUCAUUGGUCCGGGCCUGGGUGCUGGACACGGAAACCUCUGCUCGGAUGACCAUCCCGCGGAGAACGGCACCCCGAGGACCAGCUUCAGCACAAGGCAGCUGACCGAGCUGGAGAAGGAGUUCCACUUCAACAAGUACCUGACGCGGGCCAGGCGCGUGGAGGUGGCCGGUGUCCUGCAGCUGAGCGAGACGCAGGUGAAAGUUUGGUUUCAGAACAGACGCAUGAAGCAGAAGAAAUUACAGAGAGACGGCCUGGUGAUCUCAGAGCCGGUGCCCGCGGCUGCUCCGCACUCUAACACCAUGGACACCUCCCCCUCUCCUGGACCGUCCUCUCCAAAACACCUGGCCCUGAACUACUGAGCCUGCAGAUGUUUUGAUUCCCGUUUGCAUCGGUUUCAAUCAGGCUGCACCUUUAUUUGGUUAUCACGAUGGAUGGAUGCUUAUCGCGAGAGGCGCGAUGGCAAGUUUCUUCAUGCAAGAACGGGUCACAACAAUUUGUCAUCGUCCCCGGCUUCAGACUGGCGCUCUGAUUUGAAUAUUAAAAUCCGAGUCAUUCCAUCGCGCUCCAUGUCUACACAAUGUAAACUAGGAAACAAAAUAAUAUUAAUUGUCCAUACAAAUGCGGAGGGACUCGUUUAUUUAUUUGUUCUUUAUUCAGGAAGUGGCUUUACUUUUAUCUAUUUAUUCUACAGGGCACGUGCUACCUGUCUUUUGUUUAAAAUAACAAAUGUAUUUACUUAUUUAUUUAAGGGCUUCAUUUGAUCAAAUUUAUUUUAUGGACAUUGGAUUGACUUUUGCAAUUCAUUCUCUUCUUGUCGUUGUAAGUUCUUGGACGAAUUGAUAGCCUAAGUAAUGGAUUUAUUUUUUACAUUUCUUUCUUUUUCUUCUUCAUUUUAAAGUAGUUUGUGUCUUAAAGCUCACAUUAUAGAAAAAGCUAAAUGCACCUGUAACAUAGACAAUUAUCGUGCUAAUUUGGCAGAGCACCAGGGUGCUUAUUUAAUACUUUUUAUGUCCUUUUAUAAACCAGCUUUUGUCCAGUGUUUACAUUUUUCUUUAUCCUCAGUCCCCAAAAGAUUAAAACACCAUGAUUGACUGAUAGAUUUAUCGACCGCUCGUAUUAGGAGUAUUGAUCCGUGGUGAUCCAUCUAUUUAAGGCAGAAAACUGGGAGCGUUUGCAUGCAUGUGUAACUGCACGUUAAUGGAAUGUAGAAACGUCACGAUAGGGAGCUGUUGCGUCUUUUAUUACCGCGAUACAUGCAUCAGAAAAUGAUCAUUUAGCCUGAACACUCAUGCGGGAGGGCAGACAAUAAAACGCUGUCUGUGCUGUUUUGCACAUCAACCAAUAAAUUGCGCGCGUGGCCCCAGCAGCUCGUCAGCCUCAUAUAAAGUAAAUGAUUGUGAACCCGGCCCUUAAACACUGUUAUGUUCCCGGUAUAGCAGUGUGUUUCUGUCGUGUUAAUGUCUAUUCUAAUAUCUAGAAAUGAGCCGUCAGACUAAUUCUAUGAAGGGGAAUAUUGUUGUUUAGCUUUCAAUUAGCAUGGUUUGCACUGGAUAUGAAAGUAAUACUCUUUCCAAAAUGGAUAUUAAUGACAACACAACAUGUAGGUUACAAUGAAGCAACUGGGGAAUGUGGAAAAAUAAAAGCUACAAACAAAAUGAAUUAAUAAGGUCUUUUAAAUCUUAACAGGCGUCCUUGUGCACAUAAAACCCUGCUAAUAAAAUAAUAAUUAGACAGUUGCACCUAUGGGCAUGCAGGCUGCAGGGCAAAGCUAAUAUAUGCACUUACACCAGAGUUCACCUCUCACCUCUUGACCCUUGUCUUGCCUGGAGACACAGAUGACCCGGUCAUCUGCUCACAGAGAGAAAGAUGCACCAUUCAUUUGUGUGACCUCCAAAUCUGCAGCUUUUUCUCUUCCUUUAUUUCUUUUUCUCAUUUGAUCUUUUUCACCAACAACUCGGCAAGCUUUUGUUCCUCUGCUGGCUCUCUGUGGCCACACAAUAAUAUUUCAUCAAGCUGAAUAGAGAGGCGGCCAGGCCAUAUGAUAAUUGUUCAUAUUAUAAUUCCAUACCAGACCUGCAUAAUGCAUUUUUUUCCUUGCGCUAACCUAAUUUUUGCCCUAUCUCUUAUUUUAAUAAGCCAAAAAAUGCUCUACUGUUUCACUUUAUAAACUGGAUGAAAGAGUCUUUUCACACAAUAGGUUUUUUGGAAAUAAACUGCAGCCCUAUUUUUAAUAAUAGCAAAGUUGAAAAAUUAAAGUUACUGGUGCAUACUUAACACUUAAUGUGAUUUCAAGUCAGAGGCAGCAAAAAAAAUAAUAGAGAAACUAUCCAUUAUAUGUCUGCUUCUUAUAAAUUAUUAUGCAUAUUUGGUGCAAUGAUUCUUAGAGAAAUGUAUACAUGUAUCCCUUCCAAACUAUAUAUUUGGAGCUUUUCUCAUUAAUAUUAACAGACAGAUAUGCUUGAAAGUUUUAACUUGCAGGUCUGCAGAAUAGCUUUUGACAGUAUAAACAUUUCAAAGUUUUUUUUUGUAGUUGAUACAAAUGAGUUUACAUGCGUGCCAAACUAAAAACAGUGUUGAGCCCAAUUUAUAUUCAAUUUGCAUUCAAACAAAUAACAUCCAUUAAGGCCGAGUCUCUCUAAACAAAUAGUACAAAGUGGAAUGUUUAACAAAACCAUCAAAUGUGUUCCUCCUUUUAAUGCAAAUAAGAGUGCACUCAUGAAGGUUAUGAGGAUGAUGAUGAUGAAAUGUGAUGACAAGCCUGGGAGUCUAAAAACGGUUUCCCAUGUCCACCACUGUUCCUCCAGAGGAGAGGGGUAGUAUGGCCUUAUUACAAACUCUUUUAUCAUAUUUAGCAAAUUUGUUCCCUUGUUACAGGGCUUUAUGUUACAGGUUGAGGUGUUUGAUGCUUGCAGCAGGUGUGCACUUAAAAAAAAAAUCCAAAAUUACUUUAUCACACUUUCUGCUGUAUAAUAUAUUCACAUAGAAAUACACACUGAUUUAAAAAAGUAACAGUAAAAUCUGCAGAGAAAAAAAAACUUGAUGUGAAUUAUAGGGAUUAGGUGGAGGUGAAAGAAGAGUUGAUUUAUAUUGGGUGAACUAUCACUUUAAUUUCAUCCUGUGGCAGCUUCAACAUUUGCCUCUCAAUUGAUGGAAGGCGAAACCGCAUUGUUUGUUCAGACCUGACAUUUAGCUCCAAAGCUUUUCAGUGUGACUCUACUCUGAUGAAUUUGUGUUCUUCUAUAAUUCCUUCCUGAAGAUGUACGGUUUGUUCACAAGACUGACAGCUGUGCUGCGCUCAUACACAUAAGGUGAAUGAAAGGAAAAGGAAACCAAAAUAACUCCUCAAAAGUUGUCUUCAUCUUUAUUUUUAUUUUUUUCCUUUUCUUCACAGCAAUAAUGUCUCUAUAGAACUGUGUUUGAAAAUCUGCUGUAGCUCCUUUAUUUUAAUCAAUAAGAAACAGUUUUUCUUGACAAAGUAGAAAAGCUUGAAUAUAAUUAGUAAAAGUGAAUUUACCUGCCUCAUUUGUAAAAUUAAAAGAUAUAUUUUAGGUGUCAAACCUAAAGCAGUGAUGUAUUGGUUCAUGAUAAAUGAGCAUAUCGACAGUCUCUGUUUAGGUUUUGUAUUGCUGUGUGUGAGCUUAUGCGGGCAGCUGUUACCGAGGAGCACUGCCUGGCAUGAGCAAUGACAGAAAAUAUGCACCUUACAGAAUAACUUACAUUUACACAUAUAAGUGGGUUCCCUCUGAGAUCAUUGUAAUGAAUGUAUAGUUGACCUAAAAUUAACUUAAUGCAUAAUAUGCAUGUAAUAUGCUCACCGGUGCUCAGGGGAAUGAAUUCAAUUGAUCAAGUUAAGCUCUUUCUAACUCGAUGUGAAGCACUUAUAGAUAGCUAAGUUGUUGUUGUAAUUACACAUCAUUUGAAUGUUCCAUUUCAGCUUUCUGCUCAUCUGAUUUUACUGUUUUUCUUUAUUUGCACAGACUUUCAUGCACUAUUAGUCUUUUUCACUGGGCUCAUUCACAUAUUUGACUACCAAACAAUUUGAGCAUCAAGAAAGUUUAAAUGAAGUGCACCUGUUUUUUUGUGCCAGUAUGUGUACCUAUGUACAUUUGGAUGCCCUGUGUAUACAAUUACACAAAUAUGAGUUUUGUUUCCUAGGUGCUACUAAUAAAGCGCUCAAAAAGAUACAAAGCACCAAUUUGAAUAAUUGUCGAGCAUGUACUCUCACACGCACGCAAAUACAAACCCAUACAUAACACAUUCUGACAACAACAUGCACACCAAUCCCAGUCCUUGCCUCUCCUCUCGUGCUCCACUCCAGGGAGCAGAUG